UGCUGCUGCGGGACGGCCACAGCGAGGAGACCCUGCUCUGGACGCUGACUGACGACCAGGGCUCCCUGUGGAAGGAGGGCCGCACCAUCCUGCCUCGCUCCCCGAAAGACUUCCAGGUUGUGAUGGAGGGUUUCUUCGUGCACGGCACCAGAGGACACAUCUGGAUAGACAACAUCCACAUAAGCUCCAGCACCCCCCUGAAAGAGUGUACACAACCCUUCGCUGCGUUUCCUCCUGAAAACCCAGAACGGAAACCCAAUGAAUUUGGAGAUGGGCGACUUUUCAGCGGCAGAGACCCUCUGGGGGGAGUCCUGCAUUUCCCCGAGUGGAACACGGCGUCCCCGUCAUCCGACCCCCCCGUCACCCGCGUCUCAGAGAAGGACAACUCGUGGCUCUACACCCUGGACCCCAUCCUGGUCACCAUCAUCGUCAUGAGCUCCCUGGGCGUGCUGCUCGGGGCGGGUGUGCGCCGGCCUCCUGCUGUACUGCACUGCUCCUACAGCGGCCUGUCGUCGCGCUCCUCCACCACCCUGGAGAACUACAACUUCGAACUGUACGACGGCCUCAAGCACAAGGUCAAACUGAACCAACAGCGCUGCUGCACCGAGGCGUGAGGGGAGGAGACGCGAGGGAAGACGGGCCGAGAGGGCGCCGCCGCUUUCUAUUGUGGAAACCUCUCGCUGUUUUUCUUCAUUUCCUCCAGUUUCACUUUAGCCUCAGUUUACUUCCUUGAUGGUGCAGAUCCCCCCCCCCCCCCCCCC
Molecule: messenger RNA, 761 nt
Organism: Pleuronectes platessa (European plaice)
Lineage: Eukaryota; Metazoa; Chordata; Actinopteri; Pleuronectiformes; Pleuronectidae
Product: neuropilin-2
Exons: 5
Coding region: 123-614 (163 amino acids)
Source: RefSeq, a predicted model, not a curated record